AUGUCUUUAGAAAUUCGUUUUGCCACAAAAGACGACAUAAAUGUAUUGAUUUCUAUAUAUACAAUAGCUCGUAACUAUAUGAUAACCCAUGGUAACCCAACACAAUGGGGUGAUGUGUAUCCAACAAUUGAACAGAUUACAAUUGACAUUGAAAAGAACGGAUUAUAUGUGUGCACUUCAAACAAUAUCAUUUCUGCUGUUUUUGCUUGUUUUCCUGGACCGGACCAGACUUAUGGUGAAAUAGAAGGUAAUUGGACUAACAACUUGGAGUAUCACGUCAUUCAUCGAAUUGCUUCAAACAACACGGUUAAAGAUAUAGGAAAGUAUUGUAUACAGUGGUGUCUUAAUAAGUUUAAAAACAUAAGAAUUGAUACACACAAAGACAACAAGAAAAUGUUACUUUUGAUGAAUCAAAUGAAAUUCACGUAUUGUGGGAUUGUGCACGUAAGAAAUUCCGAAAGGGUGGCGUUUCAGAAAUUAAUUGAUUGA
This is a messenger RNA of Entamoeba invadens IP1, 489 nucleotides long. RefSeq lists its product as hypothetical. Lineage: Eukaryota; Evosea; Mastigamoebida; Endamoebidae. The transcript has a single exon. Bases 1 to 489 code for a protein of 162 amino acids. The record is from RefSeq and is a predicted model, not a curated record.